AUGGAAGACAGAGAAAGUUUUCAUAGCGACUUAGCUGACGCAUUUAGGAAGGGAAUGUACUCAGAUAUUCAAGUGAAGCCUAGCAGUGGUCCUUCUAUACGGGCUUAUAGAAUUUUGCUGGCAACAAGAUCUAUAAUAUUGAAGAACAUGCUAGAAUCGGAUUCGUGCAAGAUUGCACCAGAAGAGUACAUCAAUCUCCCGGAUUUCAAUCAUGAAGAACUUGAAACCUUUUUGGAGUUCCUUUACCAUGGAGACUUGCCUACAGAAAAGUUUCAGAAACAUUGUUUCUCCCUGUUAAAAGCAGCCGAUAAAUAUGAUAUUUUGCAUUUGCAAAAGUUUUCUGAGCAACAGCUUGUUAAAGUAUUAAACUCGGCGAAUGCACUCGAAAUAUUAGAAAUCUCGGAUGUUGUCUCGAACGAGAAAAUAAAACUUGCUGCCUUGAAACUAAUAGUGCAACAGUUCGAAGAAAUAUCUCUCACACCUAGUUUCGAAGAGUUUGCAAAAAAGAACUCAGGUUUGAUGAUACAGACCACCAGGGCCGCUGUUACUCAUUCCAGAGAGAAGAGAAUUAACAUGAAAUGA
Molecule: messenger RNA, 582 nt
Organism: Papaver somniferum (opium poppy)
Lineage: Eukaryota; Viridiplantae; Streptophyta; Magnoliopsida; Ranunculales; Papaveraceae
Product: BTB/POZ domain-containing protein At3g56230-like
Exons: 2
Coding region: 1-582 (193 amino acids)
Molecular function (GO): protein binding
Source: RefSeq, a predicted model, not a curated record